AUGGCAGCUCGAAAACUUGCACCAAAAGAUCAGAUUGUUAAGCUGAUAGUGGGGGCCGGCCAGGCCAGUCCCAGCCCUCCCGUCGGCCCAGCGCUUGGAAGCAAAGGUGUGAAGAGCAUGGAUUUCUGCAAAGAAUUCAAUGCGCGCACCGCUCAUAUCAACACAGGCGUUCCUAUUCCCGCUCGAGUGACGGUGCGCCCCGAUCGAUCGUUUACCUUCGAACUGCGAACGCCAACUACCUCGUGGCUUCUGUUACAGGCGGCAAAAGUGAAUGAGCGAGAUGGCCGGUUACGAGGGGGAGGAAAAGCAGGCCAUGAAACCAUCGGUUCGGUUUCUUUAAAGCACGUCUACGAGAUCGCGAAAAUAAAACAGACGGAGACAAGAUUAUCUGGCUUGAGCAUGGAGGGGCUGUGUAAAAGCGUGAUUGCGCAGGCAAAGUCAAUUGGCCUCGGCGUUGUACCGUGA
Molecule: messenger RNA, 465 nt
Organism: Ophidiomyces ophidiicola
Lineage: Eukaryota; Fungi; Ascomycota; Eurotiomycetes; Onygenales; Onygenaceae
Gene: MRPL19
Product: mitochondrial 54S ribosomal protein YmL19
Exons: 2
Coding region: 1-465 (154 amino acids)
Biological process (GO): translation
Cellular component (GO): ribosome; mitochondrial large ribosomal subunit
Molecular function (GO): structural constituent of ribosome; large ribosomal subunit rRNA binding
Source: RefSeq, a predicted model, not a curated record